Solanum tuberosum (potato) is the source of this 1350-nucleotide messenger RNA. Its product is annotated as mitogen-activated protein kinase kinase kinase 1-like. Gene Ontology annotation, biological process: protein phosphorylation; MAPK cascade. The transcript is spliced from 9 exons. Gene Ontology annotation, cellular component: cytoplasm. NCBI's taxonomy places the organism in Eukaryota, Viridiplantae, Streptophyta, Magnoliopsida, Solanales, Solanaceae. The record is from RefSeq and is a predicted model, not a curated record. Bases 268 to 1143 code for a protein of 291 amino acids. Gene Ontology annotation, molecular function: MAP kinase kinase kinase activity; ATP binding.
AUUGCACAGAUAUAGUGUAAGCCCACAGCAGAGGGCAGCGAAAACUGGAGAGAGAAAGCAAUUGUUGGACGCAAACCCUCAAAUCUUCCGGAAAGAUUAGAUUAGAGGAGCGAGGUGAGUAGGGCAUACUGCAUACACACUUUCUCUCUCCUUCCUUCUCUCUCCUCUAUAUAAAUUUUCUUCUUCAAAUCGGGUCUAUAUACAAAAGUGCAGAUAAACCUAACCUAUAAUCGAUUCGUUACGGUAUUCAGCGGCACGACAGAGAGUAUGUCAAUCAUCUCACCGAAUGGGAGAUUCACACGCUUCAUUACAGGAUGGGACAAGGGUGGUCUCCUAGGAUGUGGAUCUUUUGGAUCCGUCUAUGAAGGAAUUUCACAUGAUGGUUUCUUUUUUGCCGUGAAGGAAGUGUCAUUACUUGAUCAAGGUGAUGGGGGAAGGGAAAGUCUAUACCAACUUGAGCAGGAGAUUGAAGUUCUUAGACAGUUCGAACACGAGAACAUAGUCCAAUAUUAUGGAACUGACAAGAAUGAUUCGAAAUUGUACAUCUUUCUUGAGCUGGUUACACAAGGAUCUCUGUUGAAUCUUUACCAGAAAUGUCACCUUCGAGAUUCGCAAGUAUCUGCCUACACAAGACAGAUUUUACAUGGUUUGAAGUAUUUGCAUGACCGGAAUAUGGUUCACAGAGAUAUUAAAUGCGCUAAUAUAUUGGUGCAUGCUAAUGGAUCAGUCAAGCUUGCUGAUUUUGGCCUUGCAAAGGCUACUAAGUUGAAUGUUGUCAAGUCUUUCAAGGGUACUGCACUCUGGAUGGCUCCUGAGGUUGUGAACAGGGAGAACCCAGGUUAUGGACUUGCAGCUGAUAAAUGGGGCCUUGGCUGCACUGUCCUAGAGAUGCUUACUCGCCAGUUUCCUUACUCCCACUUAGAUAAUCCAAUGCAGGUACUGUUUCAUAUUGGGAAGGGGGUACCUCCAGCUGUGCCUAAUACCCUUUCAGAAGAUGCACGCAAUUUCAUUAAUCACUGUCUGCAAGUGGAUCCAAGUGCCCGUCCAACUGCUACUCAGCUCUUGGAGCAUCCGUUUGUGAAACAAACGCUUCCCUCUUCCUCGGGGUCAGCUUCACCUCUCAAUCUAGGCAGGAGGCUUUGAAAUCUUGUUGUACGUUCCAAUGGUUACUUUGUCAUCUAUUUUUACUUAUGAUAGUCACUUGAUCAGCUGUAGUGUUAGAAUUUCAAAAUGCUACCUGUGCACCUUGAUUCCUGCCAUUGUUUCAGUUGAGAUAGCAAAAAAUUCUGCCAUCUAAUUAUUGAUAUCUGUUUUAGUUAUAAAUUCACACAAUCAGUUGAAGAGAAUUUA